Volvox carteri f. nagariensis is the source of this 7626-nucleotide messenger RNA. RefSeq lists its product as uncharacterized. The transcript is spliced from 40 exons. Gene Ontology annotation, molecular function: DNA binding; DNA-directed DNA polymerase activity; zinc ion binding. Lineage: Eukaryota; Viridiplantae; Chlorophyta; Chlorophyceae; Chlamydomonadales; Volvocaceae. The record is from RefSeq and is a predicted model, not a curated record. Gene Ontology annotation, cellular component: nucleus; epsilon DNA polymerase complex. Gene Ontology annotation, biological process: leading strand elongation; base-excision repair, gap-filling; DNA replication proofreading. Bases 1 to 7626 code for a protein of 2541 amino acids.
AUGCCAACGAACCAUCUGGAGGUGGUUCUUAUGGUGGUCGAGGACGCGGUCGCGGCGGGGCCCGAGGCCGGCGCCCGCUCAAUGCAAACCUCAAUUACAUGCCGCGCGAGGCUGGCACAAGUGCGUGCCGAGGACGUACUGGACGAGCAGCUGGGCUUCCCUCUCUUCACCACCGGCGAUGACCGACUGGGAUGGCUCAUGAAUAUCCAGUCGUCCCACAUGUCCGAUAAGGACUCCGGGCGUGUGGUGGCGUCCGUGGACUGCUAUUUCAUGUGCCAGGACGGUGCCAUGUUCAAGGCACGACUGGCCUUCCCACCAUACUUUUACAUCGGGGUGCAGGAUGGUCGUGAGAUGGAGGCUGAGAACUACCUCCGUCGCAAGUGCGAGGGGGCAGUUCGGAGUGUGGACGUGGUGGAGAAGGAGGACCUGGACCUGAAAAACCACCUUUCCGGCUUGAAACGGCGGUUGCUGCGCGUGAGCACUUUUACGGUUCAGCAGCUGGUGGAGGUUCGGAAGGAGGUGGCGCCGCUGGUGGCUGCGAAUGCCCAGAAGGCGGCCACCACCAGCGCCUACAGCGUGGAGGGGCUGCAGGGCCAGCAGGGCCUCGGAGGGCUGGGGCUGGGAGGAGGUGGGAUGGGGGAGCAGGACGGCGGGGCAGCAGCGGCGGCGGGUGGGGGCCCCGCGGCCGGCAAGAUGAAGGACAUUCGGGAGGCCUUUUUGGAGCUCCGCGAGUACGACGUACCGUACCACGUGCGCUUCGCCAUUGACACGGACGUGCGUGUGGGUCACUGGUACACGCGCGCCGAGCCGCGGAUUUGCGCCUUUGACAUUGAGACCACCAAAUUGCCAUUGCAAUUCCCCAAUGCGGAGUACGACCAGGUGUUCAUGAUAUCCUACAUGCUGGACCGUCAGGGCUACCUGAUUGUGAACCGUGAGGUGGUGGGCGCGGACAUCUCGGACUUUGAGUACACCCCCAAACCGGAGUUUGAGGGGCCCUUCAAGGUGACCAACGCGCCCGACGAGCGCGCACUGCUGGUCCACUUUUUCGAGCACAUGCGCUCCGUAAAGCCCGCCAUCUACGUCACCUACAACGGCGAUUUCUUCGACUUUCCCUUCAUCGAGGCGCGCAAGGAGUGUCUCUCCCGCCACGCGGUUCACAUGGACUGCAUGCACUGGGUGGAUCGAGACUCGUACCUGCCUCAGGGCAGUAGGGGCCUCAAGGCGGUCACUAAGGCCAAGUUGGGCUACGACCCCGUGGAGGUUGCCCCCGAGGACAUGGUACGACUAGCCAGGGAGACACCGCAGGCCAUGGCCAGCUACUCCGUAUCCGACGCCGUGUCCACCUACUAUCUAUACAUGACGUACGUGCACCCCUUCAUCUUCUCCCUGGCCACCAUCAUCCCGCUGCCCCCCGAUGAGGUGCUGAGGAAGGGCAGUGGCACCUUGUGCGAGCAGCUGCUGAUGGUGGAGGCUUACCGAGCCAACAUCGCCUGCCCUAACAAGCACGUGGGUGACAAGGAGGCCUUAUACCGGGGCCAUCUGCUGGAGAGUGAGACAUACAUCGGGGGCAAGGUGGAGGCGCUGGAGAGCGGAGUGUUCAGGUCGGACCUGCCACUCAAGUUUAAGUGCAGCGCGGCGGCGUACCAGAUGCUCCUGGACCAGCUGGAUAAGGACCUGUCGUACGCUCUGUGCCACGAGGCGAAAUGGAAGGGUGGCUCCGACGACUGCAUCAAUUACGAAAAAAUACGGGCUGACAUUGCUGCCAAGCUGGAGGCGCUGAGAGACGAACCCAACCGUGUCGAGAACCCCCUCAUCUACCACCUGGACGUGGCGGCUAUGUACCCAAACAUCAUCCUCACCAACCGCCUGCAGCCGUCGGCUAUCGUGACGGAGGAGGACUGCGCCGCGUGCGACUUCAACGCGCCCAACAAGACGUGUCUUCGGCAAAUGGAGUGGGAGUGGCGAGGGGAGCACUACGCCGCCAGCCGCUCGGAGUACCUGCAAAUCAAGGCCCAGCUGGCGGCGGAGACCUUCCCACCCGCCGCGGGAGCGGCCAUUGCUGCCGCCGCCGCCAACGGUGGUGGCGGCGGCGGUGGUCCCCCUCAGAGUCGUACGUGGGGGGAGCUGUCGCUCGAGGAGCAGCGCAAGAUGCUGCAGGACCGGCUGAAGAAGUACUGCCAGAAGGUGUAUAAGCGAGUUCUCGACAAGCCGAUCACGGAGAAGCGUGUGGCGGGGAUAUGCCAGCGGGAGAACUCGUUCUACAUUGACACGGUGCGCGCCUUCAGGGACCGCCGCUACGAGUACAAGGGGCUGGGCAAGCUUGAUUCAGGCCCUAUGCAGAACUAUACCUCCGCCACUGCUCUGCGGCAGUGUAUAGAUCUUCAUGGGAGAGGGGAGGUUUGGAAGGGCAAAUUGGAGGAGGCCAAGGCGGGCGGUAACCCCAUCCGCAUCCAGGAGGCUGCCGACAUGUGCGUCCUGUAUGAGAGUUUGCAGCUCGCGCACAAGUGCAUCCUCAACUCCUUUUACGGUUACGUGAUGCGCAAAGGGGCCCGAUGGUACAGCAUGGAAAUGGCGGGUGUGGUGACGUACACCGGCGCGCGCAUCAUUGAGCGCGCUAAUAAGCUGGUAUUGCAGCUGGGUCGUACAUUGGAGCUGGACACGGACGGCAUCUGGUGCGCACUGCCGGGGAGCUUCCCGGAGAAUUUCAAAUUCAAAAACAAGAACGGCAAGGAAUUCAAGUUGUCAUACCCGUGCUGCGUCCUGAACGCCAUGGUGGCCCAGCACAACACCAACGACCAGUACCAGACACUUGUACGACCUGCUCCAGGGGAGCCUCCCCGGGCCGGGCCCCCCCGCUACGUCACCAGCAACGAAAUGAGCAUCGAGUUCGAGGUGGACGGACCUUACAGGGCCAUGAUCCUGCCUGCCAGCAAGGAGGAGGGUAAGUCCAUCAAGAAGCGGUACGCCGUGUUCAACCAUGACGGCACGCUGGCGGAGCUGAAGGGGUUCGAGGUGAAGCGGAGGGGGGAGCUGAAGCUGAUCAAGGUGUUCCAGGCAGAGGUGUUUGAGCAGUUCCUGUCCGGGGGCACUCUGGAGGAGUGCUAUUCGGCGGUGGCCGCAGUGGCCAACAGGUGGCUGGAUCUAUUAGACACGCGGGGCGCGGACCUCAAUGACGAUGAGCUGCUGGACCAUAUCAGUGAGGCCACCACCAUGACGAAGGCGCUGGCGGAGUAUGAGGGCCGCAAGUCCUGCGCCAUCAGCACCGCCAACCGCCUGGCCGCCUUCCUGGGCGACGAGCGCAUCAAGGACAAGGGCCUCAACUGUACCUACGUCAUCGCCAAGCACCCAGCCAGCCAGCCCACCAGCGAGAGGGCCAUUCCGGUGUCCAUAUUCUCCGCGGAGCCGGCGGUGGCGAGGGCUUGGCUGCGGAGAUGGUGUGGCGGGGACGUAGGCGCCGGUGCGCAUAGCGUCAUCCCCGACGUGCGCGACAUCGUGGACUGGGACUACUACCGGGAGCGGCUGGGCAGUGCCAUUCAGAAGAUCAUCACCAUCCCGGCAGCGCUCCAGGGGCUGCCCAAUCCGGUACCGCGAGUCAAGCACCCGGACUGGCUGCACAAGAAGAUUCGCGAGCGCACCGACAAGUGCCAGCAGCUGCGGCUGGACGACCUGCUCACCCGCAUGCGCAAAAAUAACAACAACACAAGUAAGGACAGUAAUAAGGCCCAACACCACCAGCUCCAGGAACCGGGGGUUGGAGGCGAGCAGGAGGAGGAGGACGAGGACAUGGCUGAUGGCGCGGCUUUGGAUGAUUUCGGGGACCUAGAGGAUAUGGUUGUUGGAGGUCCCGGGCUCGCCGCCGCCGCCGCCGCCAGAAAGGUCCUCACAGGCGCUGCUGCCGCUGCCACUGGCGGAGGCGGAGGUGGCACAGGCGGAGGCGGCAGCGAUGUCCCGCGGGAGGUGGUGGCUCGGGCGCGUGUGGCUGUGGGCAGUGGUCGCCGGCGGCGGCAGCAGCAGCAGCAGCAGCAUGAGGAUGGGGAGGGCGACGGAGGAGGAGGCGGAGUAGGGGGAGCGGUUGCGGGUCUGCAGGCGGCGGCGAUAGAGUCCGAGGCCGGGGAGGGGUCGGGGAAGGAGAACUCACCGGGCGCGGCGAACCGUGUGAGUAACCGUGUGAGUAACCGUGCAGCGGCAGCAGCAGCAGCCGACGGCGGCCCAGGAGCUACUGCUGCUGGUGGGGGUGGGGUUGCUCCCGUUGUGUCCAUUUCGAAGGACUACGCCGGCUGGGUGGCCGCUCAGAAGCCGCGAUGGAGGGCCGUACGGCUGGAGAACAAGCGGAGGAAGGCGGAGGCAGUGAAGGCGGCGGAGGCGGCAAGGCGGGUGGGAGCCGCCGCUGCUGCCGCCGCCGCCGCCGCCGCCGCCGGCGGUGUCGGUAAUAAUGCGUUGAGUAUGCGGUCGCUGCUGGCGAACCAGGCGGCGGCGGUGACGGCGGUGCCUUGGCAGGUGUUGCAUUUGGCGGAGACCUCGACGCCGGGACAGCUCAAAGUCUGGUUCCUGGCUGGCGGCAAGAUGCACUGGGUGUCGCUGCAGGUUCCUCGCAGCUUCCUGGUGGACUCCCUGUUGGGGGAGCCCCUGGAGCUGGCUGGCAGCCUGACGGCGGCGGCGGCGGGACCAGCAGCGGCCCCCGGAGGUGGUGGCGGUGGUGGUUCACUGCAGCAAUUGCAGUUGGAGGUGACGAGGGCGAACUCGGUGACGUUGCCCGGGGGCCGGAGACCCGCGUACCUGUACAGGGUGACGCUCCCCGAGCACCAGUACCGCUCCUCUGCCACCCGCCUGGCCGCCGCCCUGUCUGCCAGCCACGUCCGGGGUGUGUACGAGGACCGGCUCCCGGUGACCCUUCCCGCCGUACUGGCGCUGGGCUGUGUGGUCAGUGUGGUGCCUGAGGCCCGGAACAGACCCAUUGGGGGGUUGUGGAGGCUGCAGGAUCUCAAGAUGCGCACUAGCGGGGAGGUCGGCUACCUGGACAGAGACUACUCCGAGGCGGGACACCAAGGACACCAGGGCGGUACGCUGGCGCUGCCGCUGUGUGGCAUUCGCCAUGUCAUAUUGUACUGCAGUAUGGACACGUCGAGUCGUGGUGUGUUUGCAAUGACUCUCCCCGCUCAGGAGAAGGGGGUGGUGGUGGUGAUGCAGCCCUCGACAGCCGCCGCGAAGGAGGUGUCGGGGGUGCUGCUGGAGAGGCUGUGGCGGGAGGCACGGACGCAGGCUGCGCAGGAGGGCGGCCCGCAGGAGCCGGAGCGGCUGACGUGGGAGGUGUCGUACGAGCGGGAUGCACUGGACGCCAGCCGCGCGCUGCAGCGGGCCUUGCUGGCGUACAGGUCGGCAGUUCGGCUGCCCACCGUGGUGGUGGUGCAGGGACCUCUCCCUGCAGCUCGGCUGCAACGGGACAUGACAGUGCUGCACGACUUCCCCUGCCUGGACAUGCCCUGCCACGCGGAUGACAGCAGGUACCCCCCAUUGCAAUGGCAGCAGCGGGCGGUUCGCCGCGCUCUGUACCGGUGCGCGGGUGCGGGGCUAUGGCUGGCGGAGCGAGCUGCGCUGUGCAGGUACGCACACGCACCCCUGGCGAAUUUGGAUCCCGCGGGGGGGGCCGCGGCGGCAGCCGCUGGCACCGCCGGCGGGGGCGGCGGCGGCAGUGCGGCAGCCGGCGGCGGCGGCGGCGGCGGCGAGGCAGCCGGUGGUGGCAUUGGCUCAGUGGCCGACUUGCUGAUGGCGAGGCGGUUGUGGGAGGCGGGUCUGACUUUGCCCGUGGUGGACCCCGCACUACCGGAUUUGGGAGGCUCCGAAACCGCGGAGGGUGAUCCCCACGAAGAUACGGGAGCUGCAGAGGCCGUCAGCGCCGCCACCCGGCCCCGCAGUGAGCUGUCGUACCCGGGUGUGUAUCGCUCCGUGUGCGUUACGUUGCGGCUGCAUCAUCUGGCGGUGGCGGCGGUGGAGUCCGCGGACCUGCUGGCGGAGCUGGAGGGCGCGGCGUCGGGAGCCGCUGCCGCCGCAGCGGUGGCGGGUGGCGGCGGCGGCGGCGGUUUUGGCGGGAGCAACGGCGCGGCGGGGUUCAAGGUGUUGCGUGCGCUGCAGGCCUCGUGGAUUCGGGACGCAACUGUCAACCGAAACAUGAUAGCGGACAGUCUUCUUCAGAACUCGUACCGCUGGCUGUCGAACCCCUCCUCCCCCCUGCACGACCCCGGCCUGCACCGGGCGCUGUUGCAGCUGCAGCACAAGCUGUUUCUGCAGCUGUGCUCGGAGAUGCGGCGACUGGGGGCGGUCAUAGUGGCGGCCAACACAAACUCCAUCACGCUGUGCACGGGCAAGCGGAACGUGCGAGCGGCGGCGGGAUACACCCGGUUUCUCCUGGAGGCCAUGCGGGGCAGGGAGCUGUUCCGCUGGCUGGAGCUCGUCCCAGCCGCGUGGUCCCUGUCCUACAUGUACCGCGAUCCGUACAACUGGGCUGGGCUAGAGAGCAGUGUGGCGGGAACGGAGUGGCGGGCGCUGGAGGCGGGUGGUGGUACGGCUGCGGGCGGUCCGGGGGAGGUGCACGACGGCGAGGACGACCUGGGGGGCCCAACUGCCGCUGCUGCUGCUGCUGCGGACGAGGAGCCCGUAGUCAAGUUCGUGUGGAACCUAAAGGAGAACCUGCCCGCCGCCGUACAGCAAGAUCUCGUACUGCUGCUCACUGAGUUUUUGUACCUUCCCUGGAAGGAGGCGCGGAAGGCGGCUCGAGUGGCGGCGGCCGAGGUCGCCGGGGGUGACGGCGGCGGCGGCAGUCAGGGCGGCCUCCCCUUGAGCCAGGGGGGCGGCACUCAGGCGGCUAUUGCGGCCACGAGGGCCGAGGAAGUGCAGUCGUCCUUCCUGAAGGCCCUGGUUGCGGAGGUGUUCACGGACCGGCUGCUGACCCGGGUGGCUGCGUGGAAGGUGAUCACUCCCGGCUGCUCCCCCGAGUGGAGCUUCCCGCAGCUGGCGGGGUCGUACCUGUCCAGGGAGGAGUUGGGUCACCCCGCGCUGGCUUUUGUCCGCGUGGCCUCUCACCUGCUGGCUCUGGACGGGCGGGUUUCGGAGCAAGUGGCCCUCCUGCGGCGGCAGCUGCUCAAGCUGCUACACGUGAGCGAGUUCGGAGCUGAUGCGGAGUUCCGGGAGAUGUGCCUGCCGUUUGCACUGCCGGACGUCAUAUGCAGCUUCUGUAAUGACUGUCGAGAUCUGGACCUCACUCGGGACGAGGCCCUCGCCCAGCACGACUGGCGCUGCCGCUCCUGCCGACAGCCCCUGGACACCGCCGCCCUGGAGCGGCGGCUAGUGGCGGCGCUGCGGGCUGAGGCCGCCGCCUACCAGACUCAGGACCUGUCAUGUGUCAAGUGCAAGCAGGUCACGUCGGGGCAUUUACGGGCGCUGUGUGGGCUGUGUGGCGGGGGGUUGACGGUUACUCGGCGUCCGGAGGCGGCGGCGCGGCGGUUGGUGGUUUACCGGAACCUGGCACGGUUCCACGGGUUUCGGGUGUUGGCGGAGAUGGCAGGGUGGUUGUUGGGGGAGGCGCCGGAGGGGGGGGAGGGAGAGGGGGAGGCAGGAGGGGGAGGGUGGUGA